This is a messenger RNA of Oppiella nova, 530 nucleotides long. The record is from the annotation of a GenBank genome assembly. Lineage: Eukaryota; Metazoa; Arthropoda; Arachnida; Sarcoptiformes; Oppiidae.
AGAAAAGUUAACCACACUGUGUAUCAUAAGAUUGAAUAAUUAUUUUAAAAAUAUUGAAAACUAUGUCCACGUCUUUGGAUGAUAUAGUGAUCAGCGGAAUGUCGGGUCGAUUCCCACUGUCGGACAGUGUGGACGAGUUCGCCCGCAAUCUCUUCGCUGGUGUCGAUCUCAUCACCGAAAGCGACAGUCGUUGGCCUAAAGAUUUCUGUGACAUAUCCUCCCGAAUGGCACGAAUUGAGAGUUACGACAGAUUUGACGCCAAUUUCUUUGGCCUCACGACAGAAGUGGCCGAAGAUCUGGACCCACAGAGCCGUAUGCUAUUGGAGGUCGCAUUUGAGGCCAUUAUGGACUCCGAUUUCUGUGACAUAUCCUCCCGAAUGGCACGCAUUGAGAGUUACGACAGAUUUGACGCCAAUUUCUUUGGCCUCACGACAGAAGUGGCCGAAGAUCUGGACCCACAGAGCCGUAUGCUAUUGGAGGUCGCAUUUGAGGCCAUUAUGGACUCCGCGAACUCUUACUUCAGUUUUUAA